AGAUUUAUAAAAAUUAUUUCAAGAAAAUGGGAACAGUCUCGCGUGCAGAAUAUUUAAAGAAAUAUACAACAGAUUCAUCAGAAAACCCAAAAACUAAAAAAUCAACAAAUUUAUUGGAGUGUCAGGUUUCUCGAAACUUCUCAAUCAUACGAACAAGGCCGGGAUGCAGAAACUCGCAAGCGAGUGACAGGUUUUAAUAGAGGAAGAAAAGGUAAACGAGAAGAAGAAAAUUCUGAAGA
Meloidogyne enterolobii is the source of this 239-nucleotide messenger RNA. NCBI's taxonomy places the organism in Eukaryota, Metazoa, Nematoda, Chromadorea, Rhabditida, Meloidogynidae. The record is from the annotation of a GenBank genome assembly.